AUGAUUCCAACCCAACCUCAGAUCACCACCAACUGCCCAACCCACCCUCAAGAUCAUCCACCCACCUGCCAACCAAACCCUCAAGGAUAUCCACCCAACCAUGCACAACACUCAAAGAUCAUCCCACAUGAAUGCCAACCCCAACCCCAAGAUUCAUCCAACACCUGCCAAACCCAAACCAACAAGAUCCAUCCACCCACCUGCCAACCCAACCCUCAAGAACCAUCCACCCCACACCUGACCAACCCAACCCUCAAGAUCAUCCAACCCAUAACAACCCAACCUCAAGAUCAUCACCAUCCCGGCCACCCAAUCCUCAAGACCCAUCCACACACCCUGACAAACAACCCUCAGGACCAUCCACAUCCCUGCCAACCCAACCCUCAAGACCAUCCACACACCUGCCAACCCAACCCUCAAGACCAUCCACACAACUGCCAACCCAACCCUCAAGACCAUCCACACAACUGCCAACCCAACCCUCAAGACCAUCCACACACCUGCCAACCAACCUCAAGAUUCAUCCACACAUCUACCAACCCAACCCUCAAGACCAUCCACAUGCCUGCCAACAUAACCAUCAAGACCAUCCACACACCUACCAACCCAACCAUCAAGACCAUCCCACAUGCAUGA
Molecule: messenger RNA, 636 nt
Organism: Macrobrachium nipponense
Lineage: Eukaryota; Metazoa; Arthropoda; Malacostraca; Decapoda; Palaemonidae
Exons: 1
Coding region: 1-636 (211 amino acids)
Source: RefSeq, a predicted model, not a curated record